AAGAUGGAUUACUCCAUCGCUGCGGGGAUGCAGUUCUCCGUCGGGGAUCGCUGCCAGGUCCGUCUGGAGAACAGUGGGCGGAGCUACAGUGCCAUCGUCAGAGAGAUUCCUCCCACUAACGGCCCGGUGACCGUUUACAUUGAAGAACUGGGAACAAAACAAGUCCCUCUGUGGAACCUCCGCCCCCCCAGCGUUGAGAACAGUUGGAGCACCGUGGUCCACCGGGACAAGAGACUGAACAACGGACAUGGAG
Molecule: messenger RNA, 253 nt
Organism: Nematolebias whitei (Rio pearlfish)
Lineage: Eukaryota; Metazoa; Chordata; Actinopteri; Cyprinodontiformes; Rivulidae
Product: OTU domain-containing protein 4-like
Exons: 3
Source: RefSeq, a predicted model, not a curated record